Monopterus albus (swamp eel) is the source of this 4524-nucleotide messenger RNA. It is a transcript of the gene nudt3b, whose product is annotated as nudix (nucleoside diphosphate linked moiety X)-type motif 3b. The coding region runs from base 206 to 742 and encodes 178 amino acids. The record is from RefSeq and is a predicted model, not a curated record. Lineage: Eukaryota; Metazoa; Chordata; Actinopteri; Synbranchiformes; Synbranchidae. Gene Ontology annotation, biological process: adenosine 5'-(hexahydrogen pentaphosphate) catabolic process; diadenosine pentaphosphate catabolic process; diphosphoinositol polyphosphate metabolic process. Gene Ontology annotation, molecular function: bis(5'-adenosyl)-pentaphosphatase activity; bis(5'-adenosyl)-hexaphosphatase activity; endopolyphosphatase activity. The transcript has 5 exons. Gene Ontology annotation, cellular component: cytoplasm; nucleus.
AGGAUAAAUUACGUCGUGGGCGUAGCGGCUCCUUGUAAUGGCGACCGUGCCGUAGAUGUGGCUAGGUUUGUGAAAAUGAAGCGAAGAAGAAGUUAUUUCUUUUAAGUACAACGUCGAGGUUCCCCAGAGGAGGACUUUACGUCUGUAACCAUCAUCUUUAUAAGUGGUAAGCUUAGCUGUACUUUUGAAGUUUUGUGCCCCCGAAAUGAUGAAGCUCAAGUCAAACCAAACGCGGACGUACGACGGGGAUGGCUACAAGAAGCGGGCCGCCUGUCUGUGUUUCAGGAGCGAGACCGAGGAGGAGGUGCUGCUGGUGAGUAGCAGUCGACAUCCUGACAAGUGGAUAGUACCUGGAGGGGGAAUGGAGCCUGAGGAAGAGCCCAAUGUUGCUGCAGCUCGGGAAGUGUGUGAAGAGGCUGGUGUGAAGGGGACUUUAGGUCGCUUAAUUGGCGUAUUUGAGAACCAAGAGAGAAAACACAGAACCUACGUCUAUGUUCUCAUUGUAACAGAGGUGCUAGAGGACUGGGAGGACUCGGUCAACAUUGGAAGAAAAAGGGAAUGGUUUAAAAUAGACGAUGCCAUACAAGUGUUGCAGUGUCACAAGCCUGUGCAGGCCACCUACUUCGAGGCUCUCCAGGAGAGUUGCCUGACCAGUAACGGAACACCUUUGGUGGCCACAAUAGGCGGGGAACUCUCCCCUACCUACAGCAUCAAUCAGAGCUCUGUCUCGGGUAUCAGAUAACUAAAACCAUGGCUGACAUCCCCAGAAGCUUUCGCCACCACUCGCGCUCUUUACUUGUGUCAUUUCUCUUCUCUUUCUCUACUCUUCUUUCUUUUGUCUCAAUAACAUGGUUUGCCUUGCCAACACCUUUGUGUCAGAGCUGUGGCACAGACUUGAUGACAAGUAUUGGAUGAAUACUUUGUAAAUGUAAAUGUAAUUUUUGACCCCUCUUUUUUCUUUUUACUGACAACUGCAUGAAACGUCCCCUUGUCCCCGCAUUCUCUUUCCUUAAUGCGCCCUUUGCGUGGUGUUUAUUGAAUGCAAGAACUACUUUUUACUGUUGUAAUGUAAAAGUGUGUAUACUUAGUGCUUAAGCUGAAGGCUUUUAAUGUGUCCUCCAUUUUCAGUUAUUUUUCUGUGAAUGAAUGUGCUCAUUAUUGUACCCCCUCCCUUCUUAUAAGGAGAGGAAGUCUCGUCGUAUUUGAAUGAACGAAUUGUGGGAAGUGACUUGUCUUGCAUGAGCACUGUUGCAUUGUGUCUCACUUGCUCGAGUGACUACAACAGACUUGUAGUAAGGUUUAUGGAUUCUCUUCAUUUAGCUCCUUACUGUGUUUGUUGAACUCUCUAUAACCAGAAAGAUACGGCCCCUCAGUAAUCUUUAAAUUUCAAGUAUCAGCUGUAUUUCUCUCUUAUUUGGCAAGCAAGCCAAGCACUACAGGUUUCAUUCUUAGAGCAUAUUUAUUGCACAGAGGGUGAAAGAAUGUCAGCAUCCAAUGUAAAAUGAACCACCUUUCUCCUCGGUGUCUUUACCUCCUUUUAAUCCCUUUUGUUUUCUUUUUUUAAAAUGCUUUCUUGUGACUGACUACAGAGUCUUCCUCCGCAUAUUGAGAGGGUAGAAGUAAUAGAUUUCAAAAUCGUGGACUUAUCAUUUCAAAAUGCAGCACAUAUCACUUAAAUUAUUAAAACCAAUUUCUAUAUUUUACUCCUCACAUUCAGUUUGGUUAAAAGCAGUUGUUUACAUUGUGUGUAACAUAGCACAGGUGACUUUGUGGGCACUUUUCAUUAUGGUCAUGAUUUUUUUUUUUUUUUUAACCCUUACUUUGUUGGUAUUUAAUCUGCAUCCCCAAAAACACUCAAAACACCUGCUUGAAAGUAAUGGAAUCUACAAUGCUGUCUUUGGCAAGAUGCAGAACAAACAAGCCUUGUACAGUUUGAGACCUCAUUUUUAACAUGUAAAAUGCUUUUGGAUACUAGUAUUUGUUUUUGUUUUUCUCUCUAACUUCUGGCAAUAGUCUCAUUAGCUGAGCUGUGUCACUUGGCCUCUGUGGAGUGAGGCAGCUGGCUCGAUACUGUGAAACUGGAGGCGCUGUAGAUAGCAUGUAAGAGGUUUUUAUUGUAAAUUGUUUAUUUCUGUAUAGAUCAAUGGUGAGACUACAAAUGACAAAUCACCUCUUGUGCAUCUGAGUGCUGCAUGUCAUUUAAACUGAGGCUGGAAGAACUGAACUCAUAGCAUUGGCUUUGGAGCUGUUAGGGAUUUUCUCUUGAGAUGGCACAGAGAACAUCUGAGGUUAAGGAACAAGGAAUGUGACUGUGAUUGUAGCUAAGAGUGAAGAGUAUUAAUAAUCCUUUAAAAUAAAUUUGUAACAGUAAGAGAUUAUUAUGUGCCCCCCACCCGAUCCUUUGGGAUCUAUUAAAUGAAGUACAACUGCGGUUUCCAAACCACUGCUUAGUUUAACAAUUAGGUCUCAAGUCCUUUUGAAGAUAGCAGCUGUUCCACCAGUCCCAGUGUAUUUUCUCAUUGAGUUUUAUUUUUUUAAAUCUCAAACAUCAUACUGUGGUUUUCUGUCUAUAGCAGAAAGACGCUCUAAACACAGCAGUAACAUUAUUACCUUUUUAGUAAUAUGGCUAACUUGUUGGUGAACAGCUACCCAGCGGUAUUAAUGUUCACUUGAGUCAUGUUUCUGGCCACGUACUGAAUCCAAGUUCAAUAUUCAAUCUCUUUUUUUUAGGUCUGUUUUGAUUUCGAACAACCCCUGGAUGAAAUAGCUUACUCUUGAGUUGAUGAAACUUUGUCUGUCUGCUACUGUGUACAAGGUCAAUUGAGUUUAUAACUUCUGUGCAGCUGCUUGCUGUGGCCAAAAACUAUGCUUGUGAGAGUAAACAGUAAAGUUGCAGGCUGGAAACCCAAAACGGGAAGCUGCAAGAUGCUUAAUCGCUCCAAACGGCUAAGGGAAUGCUCAGCUGAUUCAUCACUGAGAGCAACCCUGUCCACAUGCAGGUUAUUUAAAUGGUUAAAAAUACUGAUUAUAGCUAUUUUUAAUUUUAAAAAUGUAUUUACUCCUAAGAAAAGGUAAACUUUUGAGUAAGAAAUCAAACUAUUUCGUCAGCACUCAAACACAGCUCUGAUUAAGUUUUUGAUUGUGUGUCUGAGGCUAAAGUAAAAGGGGCUGUAGCUGCUGAAUGCAUUUCUUUUGGUUAAAAUGAGGUACACCGAAUUUACUGUUCAGCAAAGUAGCAGAUACCCAUUUAUCAUUGAAUAUGGGCAGAAGACUCUGGUAUCAUGAUGAGAAAUGGCUCUUUGGAAAUUGAGAAGUUACAUUGACAACUGGAAGCUAGUGGAACAAAGCUAACGUACAAAAGGGGCAGGAUAGGUUUUUACGUUAACAGCAGUGGGUAUCAGUUAGUGGUCAGUCUUCCUUUUGUCUCUUCACUCGUUCAUCAUUGAAGGGGCCAUCACUGUCCCAGCAAAUCAAGCUUCAGACAAACUAGGAAUUCUGAUGGUUCGCUGACUGCCUGUACAGGUGUAGGGCGUCUCAAGUCUCCACAACGGUCUGAGACUUUGAACUGGCUUUUACUGCUGUAUAUCAGAAAGGUGUUGUGGCCAAAGUCUUCUGAUGCCCUACCUGACAUGUCAUGAGAUUAAUUAUUGAUCAGACAUUUUAACAGUCAUCAAGAUGUGCUACUGGGGGGGGGGGGACCUAAUCCUAAUUGACAUAAUUCACUCGUUUGGAUGUGGGUGACAGGUACUGUCAAAAUGAAUGUGAGGAGGAUGUCCACAAAUUAACAGCCAGUGACUUAUUAAUGACCACUUGUUCUUUAUCCAGUUUGUUUUUUCUUUAAUCUGUUGUGUUAUGGACAAGCUGUCUUGUAUAUAGCUAACACAGCACCCUUCUAGCCAGAGGAUGCACUUUGGGCAUAAAGUAAAAGUAUUGUUUUUUUUGUUUGUUUGUUUUUUAACAACUCCAUUGUCACACAAGUAGUGAGUCAGGCUGGAGUUCAAUAGGUAUCUAUGAAGUAAAUGCCUCCAUGUAGCUGGAGUUAUGUGGGGUUGAGAUGGAGUAAACACGUCUACCUUUUCUUCCUGGAGAUUUCUGCUGUUGUAAUUGGCUCUUCUGUAAAAACAUCGAAGCUUCUAAACUUGGGCAAAACAGAGGAUGGAUUAUUGAAAGAACAAUCUUGUGGUCAAACCUAAAAUAUUAAUACAACAAAUGAGGAUUGUAACAUUCACUUUCCUUUAGCAAGAGGAUCUGACCAUUUUAUCAAAUGAAUGACUUUAAAAAAUUAUGUAAAGUGAAAAUGUCCCCUAAAUACUUGCAACUGAAUAACAAGCGAGACACAUGUGCACUUGCAGCCAUUGACCUCAGCCUUGAAGAUGCAUACUCAUAAUUGUGUUCUCUAAGGUAUAUGUGUCACUGGAAUUUUCUUCUUUUGUCAUUUGGGACUGUGGAAUAAAACCAGUGCGAGAAGACUGAAGAUUGUAAUAUAAAUGUGCCAACAAAUAAACACCAGUAUUUCACAUUCAG